Rhododendron vialii is the source of this 1723-nucleotide messenger RNA. Its product is annotated as VAN3-binding protein-like. Gene Ontology annotation, biological process: auxin-activated signaling pathway; phloem or xylem histogenesis; leaf vascular tissue pattern formation. Bases 162 to 1565 code for a protein of 467 amino acids. The transcript is spliced from 7 exons. NCBI's taxonomy places the organism in Eukaryota, Viridiplantae, Streptophyta, Magnoliopsida, Ericales, Ericaceae. The record is from RefSeq and is a predicted model, not a curated record.
UCACUUCACUCUCUCUCUCUCUCUCCCUCUCUCUAUAAAUCACAGCGACCCUUUCCUCCCCCAAUAAAUCCAAACUCCCUCUCUCUCUCUCUCUCUCACACACACACACACUCUCUCUCUCUCUCUCUCUCUCUCUCUCUCCAGGCACAUUUCUGAACCCCAUGGACCCAAUACAACACGCGGUGUUCAGGCCACCGGAGACCCCGUUCGAGCCCAUGGAGUUCCUCUCCCGCUCUUGGAGCCUCUCCGCUCUAGAAGUCUCCAAAGCUGUUUCACCAGCUCAAAUACUCUCCAAAACCCUGGCCAACGGCGCCAAAUGCGGCGGCGGAAUCAACGGUGGCGGAGGCGGCGAAACUAUACCGGAGGACAUCGCCGGGGAGGUGGAGGAGGCGGCGGCUGUUUCCGGAAACCCUUUCUCGUUCGCUUGUUCCGAGACUUCUCAGCUCGUCAUGGAACGCAUAAUGUCGCAAUCUCAAGAUGUAUCACCACGGACUUCAGGCAGGCUUUCUCACAGUGGGCCUUUGAAUGGUGGCUCUCUCACUGACUCCCCCCCUCUCUCUCCCUCCGAAAUCGACGACAAGUGUGCCCGUUCGAGCAACCCAACUAACACUCAGUACAGUUGGGCCACUAGUGGCGGCAGCGGUGCGGUGGCUGGUGGUGGAGGGAAGACAGUGGGGAGGUGGUUGAAGGACAGGAAGGAGAAGAAGAAAGAAGAGACUAGAGCUCACAAUGCGCAGCUCCAUGCUGCUGUUCAGGUUGCCGGGGUGGCCGCAGCUGUGGCGGCUAUUACUGCGGCCACAGCUGCCACCUCCGGGGCGGGGAAAGAUAAACAGAUGGCGAAGACAGAUAUGGCGGUUGCCUCUGCCGCCACGUUGGUGGCUGCACAAUGCGUGGAAGCGGCUGAGGCCAUGGGGGCUGAACGCGAACACUUGGCUUCUGUUGUUAGUUCUGCUGUUAACGUCCGGUCUGCUGGAGAUAUCCUGACUCUAACUGCGGCUGCAGCCACUGCUUUGCGUGGGGCGGCCACAUUGAAGGCAAGGGCAUUGAAGGAAGUGUGGAACAUAGCGGCGGUGAUUCCAGUGGAGAAAGGAAUGGCAAAUGUUAAUGAGGGAGGUUCUGGCAAUGGAAGUUCCAACGGCAGUAGUUUCAGCGGUGAGCUUGUCCCUGAAGAGAAUUUCCUGGGCGUUUGCAGUCGGGAGUUGCUGGCUAAAGGUUGUGUACUCCUCAAGCGAACUCGGAAAGGCGAUCUUCAUUGGAAAAUAGUGUCUGUUUAUAUCAACAAACUGGGCCAGGUAAUGCUGAAGAUGAAGAGCAGGCAUGUUGCUGGGACCAUCACAAAAAAGAAAAAGAAUGUGGUGUUGGAAGUGUACAAAGAUAUGCCGGCCUGGCCCGGCCGCCACCUGCUCGAGGGCGGCGAACACCGCCGGUACUUCGGGCUGAAGACCAUGAUGCGUGGGGUUGUCGAAUUCGAGUGCCGGAACCAGAGGGAGUAUGAUAUUUGGACUCAGGGUGUCACAAGGCUUCUCUCCGUUGUAGCUGAAAAGAACAAUAGACAUAGAGUGUGAUGUUUAACUAGAGUGAGAGUGGUAGAAUUAGUAUAUUGUUGUGUUUUGGAAAUUUGGUUGGGUUGGUUCUUUUUUUUUUUUGGUGUUUCUUUUGUAAAGAAGAUAAAUUAAAAGUGUGGUGUUAUCCAAAUGGGCCUCUCUUUUGCUUUGGGAGCACA